Sebastes umbrosus (honeycomb rockfish) is the source of this 686-nucleotide messenger RNA. RefSeq names its product molybdopterin synthase catalytic subunit. Gene Ontology annotation, cellular component: cytosol. Gene Ontology annotation, molecular function: molybdopterin synthase activity. The record is from RefSeq and is a predicted model, not a curated record. Gene Ontology annotation, biological process: Mo-molybdopterin cofactor biosynthetic process. Bases 141 to 644 code for a protein of 167 amino acids. The transcript is spliced from 5 exons. NCBI's taxonomy places the organism in Eukaryota, Metazoa, Chordata, Actinopteri, Perciformes, Sebastidae.
GCAGACUGUCUGUCCUGCAGGAUCAGGUGGUGUUGGCGGUUUGUCAGCAGUACGUUGCCAUCGGCGACCAGGUGGUGACUCUGGGAGACGGGGACGAGGUCGCCGUGGUGCCGCCGCUCAGCGGAGGAUAAAGACAGACGAUGGCCGAGUCGGAGGAACGGAGAGACGUCUUCAAGCUGAGCCGUGAUUGGCUGUCAGUACAGGAAGUGGUGGACGCCGUCAGCAGCUCUUCCUGUGGAGCCAUUUCAGUAUUUAUAGGUACGACCCGUGAGGACGAGGUGGGCGGCAGGAAGGUGAUUGGUCUGGAGUACGAGGCGUACGAGCUCAUGGCCCAAUCAGAGUUCAGUAAGCUGUGUGCUGACAUCAGAGAGCGCUGGCCAACCGUGACACACGUCUGUGUCCAUCACCGCCUGGGGUGGGUGAAGGUGGGCGAGGCCAGUGUUGCCAUGGCGAUCUCGUCUCCUCAUCGCCAGGACGGCCAGCAGGCGAUCCGGCACUGCAUCGAGCAGCUGAAGGCCAACAUCCCCAUCUGGAAGAAGGAAGUUUACGACACGCAGGAGGCGAGCUGGAAGGAGAACGCCGAGUGUUCGUGGGCCGCUCGCAGUAAACGUCAUCCUGCUACGUCCUCCACAGAGAACGUCUGAGCUGCAGAUUAUUAAUAAAACACUGAAUUUAUUAAGUUUGAA